CGCUGCCGGGCCCCCGCUGCUUACGGUCUACUCGUAGAUACUGAAUCGCGGGCCGGCCCAGAGCGGGGCGCACCCCUUGCCCGCAGGCACCGUGUUCCUCCCAGACCUUGGUCACGAUGCGAGGAGGUCUCGGCCAGGCGGCAGAUGCCCAGGGCGACGUCGGUGUGCGGGUUGUGCCCCCGCUCAUGGCCCCGCGCCGUCCGGGCCGGCGCGACGACACAUCCCCCGCCGCCAUGGCCCGCAUGCUCGCCGCGCCCUCGCGCCCAGGGCGCGCGGUCACCCUGCUCGUCGUCGCGGCCUGCGCCAGGACCUGCGCCCUGGCUUCCCGCGAGCCCCACUCGGCGCUGCCCGACGACGCGCUGCCGGACGACGCGCAGCUGCUGCAGGCGCCAGAGCUGCUGAAGAUGGCCCUGAUGCAGACGUCCUUCGAGGUCACCUUCGGCAGGGACCGCAUGCUCCAGCAGCAGCGCGCCGAGCGCCCGGGCCGCGCGCGCCCCAGGCUGCUGCCGGCAGCACCGGCGCGGCGCGGGGCGGCGCGGACGCCGCGUCGUGGGCCGCGGAGGCGCUCUGGGACGCGUGGGCGCGCUUGCAGGACCUCGCUCGCGCGGCGGGCGGGUACGUGCAGGACUCGCCCGUGCUGGACUGGGGGUGGCGGACGCCGCAGGGGUAGCGCCGCCUGCGGCGGGGGGGCGGCUCGCGCCCCUCUCGCGCGGGGCUCUCUGCGCCGAGGGGCGCCCCCAGCACGCGGGGCCGCUGCAGCGCCGCGGUGGCCGCCGGCGACGGGCCCCCCCGCGGCAGCGCCGCGCUCCGCCGUCGCGCGCGGCUUGGCUGGCGCGGGAGCGAGCAAAAGGUUUGGCGCCCAGCCGUCGUCGAGGAGUUCCGCCUGCUGGCGCCCCCCCUCUGCCGUAGGGUGCCUCGCUAAACGUGGCGGGCAGGGCGCGGAACUCAAA
Messenger RNA from Prorocentrum cordatum, 950 nucleotides. The record is from the annotation of a GenBank genome assembly. Lineage: Eukaryota; Dinophyceae; Prorocentrales; Prorocentraceae.